AUGAUUACGGACGAAAGCUUUGCACCUUUUCGCCGGAAUCGAACGAGAUUGCCUCGGAAACAGCGUCAGCUUGAAUGUUCCAGUAAAGCCAAUCGACAGCUGGUCAAGCGGAAUCCGGCGUCGUCUUCUGGUGGAACCGAGCUUCGAAUCACUUCAGCAAACACUUUCACUCGAAAUGGAAGUGAGCUCAACAACAAUUAUGAAACAAAAGAGUCCUCGAAACCCAACUUUUCUUCAUAUCCAACCAUGUUGUCAACGCCGGAGGCAUCGUUGUUUCUCAGGCCACCCGGCCACUCAAGUUGGUACGUGAGAGAGACUAAACAACAUUCAAUUUAA
This is a messenger RNA of Protopolystoma xenopodis, 336 nucleotides long. NCBI's taxonomy places the organism in Eukaryota, Metazoa, Platyhelminthes, Monogenea, Polystomatidea, Polystomatidae. The record is from the annotation of a GenBank genome assembly.